AUGACUGCAUCUCUUAUUGAUGGAAAGGCUAUUGCCCAAACGAUUCGAAAUGAAGUCAAAGAAAAGAUCCUCUCUAUCAAAGAAAAAUACCCUCACUUCAGCCCUCACUUAGCCAUGAUACAAGUAGGCAAUCGUGAAGACUCUUCAAUCUAUGUCAAAAUGAAAGAUAAGGCCGCCAAAGAGACUGGCAUAUCUAUCACCAUGGAAAAAUUACCAGAAAAUAUUUCUCAAACAGAUCUCUUAAGGAAGGUCAAGCAAUUGAACAACGAUUAUCGCAUUCACGGUAUUUUGGUUCAAAUGCCUCUUCCAAGUCAUAUUAAUGAAGCCGAUGUUAUCGAAGCUAUUGAUUAUCAAAAAGAUGUCGAUGGCUUUCAUGCCGUUAAUAUUGGCAACAUGGCCAAGCGACAAGGGGAACCAUUAUUCUUACCUUGCACGCCAAAGGGCAUCAUUCAUUUGUUGAAAUCAACUGGUGUUGAACUUGCCGGUAAACAAGCUGCUGUCAUUGGACGUAGUGAUAUUGUGGGCUCCCCUGUUGCUACAUUGUUGACUUCUGAAAAUGCUACUGUUACCCUUUGUCACUCUAGAACUCCCAAAGUGGAAGAGAUCGUGAGACAAGCUGAUAUUGUUGUAGCUGCUGCAGGCAAGACGGAACUUGUUAAGGGAGAUUGGAUUAAGCCUGGAGCUGUCAUCAUCGAUGUUGGUACAAAUGCCGUUGAAGACAAAACUAAGAAAUCCGGUAUCCGUUGGGUGGGAGACGUCGAGUUCGCCAAGGCCAAAGAAGUUGCUUCUUUCAUUACACCUGUACCUGGCGGAGUAGGUCCUAUGACCGUUGCUAUGCUUAUGAACAAUACUCUCAUCAGUGCUGAACGUUUCUUAUCUUUGAGUCGUAAGCGUGACAUUGCUCCCCUUCCUUUGGAAUUGAAAGAACCUGUACCUUCAGACAUUGAGAUCGCUAAAGCUCAAAAGCCCAAGCAUAUCGAUGAUCUUUGUAAAGAAAUUGGUUUGAAUGCUAGCGAAUACGAGCUUUAUGGCACAGCAAAAGCUAAGAUCAGCUUGGAUGUGCUCAAGAGACUUGAACAUCGUCAGGACGGUCGCUACAUCGUUGUCACAGGUAUCACACCCACUCCUUUAGGUGAAGGCAAAUCAACCACCACCAUAGGUCUCGUUCAAGCACUUGGUGCUCAUCUCAACAAGUCUGCCUUUGCCUGUGUUCGCCAACCCUCACAAGGGCCCACCUUCGGCAUUAAAGGUGGUGCUGCUGGCGGCGGUUAUUCUCAGGUUAUCCCAAUGGAUGAAUUCAAUCUGCACAUGACAGGUGAUAUUCACGCUGUGACCGCUGCCAACAAUUUGAUGGCCGCUGCUAUUGAUGCCCGUAUAUUCCAUGAAAAUACACAAUCCAACAAGGCUCUCUUCAAUCGUCUAUGCCCCGUGAAGAAGGGUGGCAAGCGAGAAUUCGCGCCCGUGAUGUUGAAACGUUUAGCCAAGCUCGGAAUUCAAAAGACAGACCCUAGUGAGUUAACAGCGGAGGAAAUAGCUCGUUUUGUUCGCUUGGAUGUGGACCCUGCCACCAUUACUUGGCAACGUGGUGUCGAUGUCAAUGAUCGUUUCCUGAGAAAAAUUACUAUUGGACAAGCCCCCACUGAAAAGGGUAUGGAAAGAGUGACAGGCUUUGAUAUUACUGUGGCCAGUGAGGUUAUGGCUGUCUUGGCUCUCGCCACUGAUCUGAAGGAUAUGAGAGAAAGAUUAGGUAAUAUGGUGGUUGCCUCCUCCAAGUCCGGAGAGCCUAUCACAGCGGAUGAUUUUGGUAUUGGCGGCGCCUUGACUGUUUUAAUGAAAGACGCUAUCAAGCCCAAUCUGAUGCAGACCUUGGAAGGUACUCCUACUAUUGUUCAUGCUGGCCCUUUUGCAAACAUUGCUCAUGGUAACUCAUCUGUCUUGGCCGAUAAGAUUGCUUUGAAGUUGGCAGGUUCUGAUGGCGUAGAUAUGGAGCCCGGUUAUGUAAUUACAGAAGCUGGAUUUGGUGCCGACAUGGGUAUGGAGAAGUUCUUUGAUAUCAAAUGCCGUGUCUCCGGCUUGCAGCCUAACGCGGUCAUUAUUGUUGCUACUGUAAGAGCACUCAAGACACAUGGUAAUGGUCCGGAAAUUGUUGCUGGCAAGCCUUUGCCAGAAGCCUACGUUGGGGAAAAUCUCGAAUUAUUAGAAAAAGGCUGUUGCAACUUGACGAAACAUAUUGAGAAUGCUAAGAAGUUUGGUGUACCUGUCAUUGUCGCCAUCAAUCGUUUCACAAGUGAUACUGAUGCUGAAAUGAAGUUGGUUCGUGAGCUUUCAUUGAAGGCUGGUGCGUUUGAUGCUGUUGCUUGUGAUCAUUGGGCUCGUGGUGGUCUCGGCGCCAUCGACUUGGGCCAAGCUGUCAUCAAGGCUUGCGAACAGCCCUCUGAUUUCAAAUUCCUUUAUGAACUCAACUUGCCUAUUGAGAAGAAGAUUGAAACGAUUUGUCGCGAAAUUUAUGGUGCUGACGGUGUGGAGUUCAGUGAUCUGGCCAAGGAGAAGAUUGAAACCUAUACCCGUCAAGGCUUUUCCGGCUUACCCAUCUGCAUGGCCAAGACGCAGUACAGUUUCAGUCACGACCCUGCUCUCAAGGGCGUCCCUACUGGAUUCACUGUCCCUAUUCGCGAUAUUCGUGCCUCGGUUGGUGCAGGCUUCCUUUAUCCUUUGGUCGGUGCUAUGCAAACCAUGCCUGGUCUACCUACUCGUCCUUGUUUCUUUGAUGUUGACUUGGAUGAAAACGGCGAGGUGGUCGGUCUGUUUUAG
Molecule: messenger RNA, 2811 nt
Organism: Mycotypha africana
Lineage: Eukaryota; Fungi; Mucoromycota; Mucoromycetes; Mucorales; Mycotyphaceae
Product: formate--tetrahydrofolate ligase-domain-containing protein
Exons: 8
Coding region: 1-2811 (936 amino acids)
Biological process (GO): tetrahydrofolate interconversion
Cellular component (GO): cytosol
Molecular function (GO): methylenetetrahydrofolate dehydrogenase (NADP+) activity; formate-tetrahydrofolate ligase activity; methenyltetrahydrofolate cyclohydrolase activity
Source: RefSeq, a predicted model, not a curated record